This is a messenger RNA of Styela clava, 4176 nucleotides long. RefSeq names its product diphosphoinositol polyphosphate phosphohydrolase 1-like. Gene Ontology annotation, cellular component: nucleus; cytoplasm. Gene Ontology annotation, molecular function: diphosphoinositol-polyphosphate diphosphatase activity; endopolyphosphatase activity; bis(5'-adenosyl)-pentaphosphatase activity. Gene Ontology annotation, biological process: diadenosine pentaphosphate catabolic process; adenosine 5'-(hexahydrogen pentaphosphate) catabolic process; diphosphoinositol polyphosphate metabolic process. The record is from RefSeq and is a predicted model, not a curated record. NCBI's taxonomy places the organism in Eukaryota, Metazoa, Chordata, Ascidiacea, Stolidobranchia, Styelidae.
UGAUUUUUGCCCUUUGUAACUCAGAAUGAAUAAAAACCAAUUUUUUUUGCUUGCUAUUUUUCAAGUUAUAUUUAUGAUGAAAUCAGGGAUAAUUUAGUUAUUAAAAUGAUAAGCACUUAGCUUAGCUCGUUAGUAGGCGCUCUUAAAGCCUUGCUACAAAUUUAGUUAUAUUUUUUUCGUUAAUUCAUUAACAAGAACUGAAAAUUUUUCCAAUUUUUAUUUCUCUGUUUAAUUAUAUAUUUUCCCAAAACUGACUGCCAUUUAGUAUUUGGGAAAUAUAUCAUAAUAUUGAAAUCGAAAUAAACACUUGCUUUCUCACUUAUAUAAAGAUAUUAAAUUAUAAAAUGAGUAUGUGAUGAAUGACAUUAAAUUCAAUAGUUUGUAAUUCAGUAAUUAUCGGGACUAUUAAUGUUUUUAUUACCUGGAUUAAUUACACAAGCACAAUUGAGGUUCUGGCAUGAUUAGAAAGUCUGUAGAUGCUAUUCAAAUUAUCAAAAUAAAAUUAAUUAAAGACAUGCGAACUUUGAAUACUGAAUUUAAGCUUGCUUAUUUUUCACCAUGAAUAUAUUUUUUAUAUUUUUAUUUUGUUUCAUGAUUUGUUAUUGAAAUAAGAUCACCAAAUUGCCGUCUAUUCCAGACAUGUGAUUUUCGCCUCUGGGGCAUAAAUAUUGAUUUUGUCUAACUAGUUACUGUGGUAUUAUCCAAGGGAAAUUCCCCUGGCAAUUCACCUGAAGAUUUCCUGGGGGACAUGAAUCUAAUCUUGGUUAUUGGUUCUUUGUUCACAAGUAAUGACAUUUCUUAUAAAAAGUUGUUAUGUUGUAUUGCAAGUCAACAUUGUUAAACUGAAUGUAUUUUAUUGCCUUCCUGGUCAUUCUUUUGGAUUAUUCAUAGACAAUUGCAACAUGGCAAUAUUAUCACAUUUAAAGCUAAGUCUCUAAAGAUUUUUUUUUUGUUAAUCAUAAAUAAUGUAUCUACUAAUCAGGUUAAUUUACUUUUAAGAAAAGUUUGAAGUCUUCUAUGUUCACUGUCAAUUUUCAAAAUGGCACCCAAGUGAAUAUUUAGUACUUGUGUAAUCAAUUUUAGUCUAACAUAAAUUUCAGUUUAUUUGUAAAAGCUACCUUCUUUGUAUAAUUAGAUAAUGUGAUUGUUUCAAUUUUGGUUUGAAGGUAUUAGUUAUUUUCCCAAGCAAUUGUGUAGUCUUAGCUGUGUAGGAUCAUAAUUUUAUGAAAUAAUUCUUUGUUGAGUGUGAAUUGAGUGUGAUUUAGAAUAUUUGGCAUAGACAUAUCAUAUUGAGCUCUUCGUUUUUAUAUUUAUUUUUGUUUGAUAAUGAGGUUGUAUUAUCUUCACCAAUUUAAAUUAACGAAGGAUGUUUUUCUUAUGCCUAGUGCUCCUAAUUUAUUCACCUUACUAGACUGUAUUUUUACAUUGCAUUUGCAUUUAGUUUAAUUUUUUGCAUAAAUGAAGAUUUUUUUCUUAAGAUUUAUAGGCACAUAACUUUUGAUAAUUGUUAUCCAAUUCUGCCUUUACAUUUAGAUUGUAAUAUGUAGGUGUGGUAUGGUAACGUCAACCUUAACACAGGAAAUAAGUAAAAUUAAUUUAUCUCUGAUAUACGUGUGUAUGUGGAUGAAAUGAAAUUAAAGCUGGAUCAGACAAGAACAUAUGACAAGGAUGGCCUUCGUCGCCGGGCUGCAUGUUUGUGUUUGCGUUCAAAGGAAAAAAUUGAAAUUUUACUGGUCACGAGUAGCAGACACUCCCACCUUUGGAUAGUUCCUGGUGGUGGAUUAGACCCAGGCGAAGGUCCAUCAACUGCUGCACUGAGAGAAGCUCACGAAGAAGCUGGUGUCAAUGGUAAAAUAUUGGAAUUGCUGGAUAUCUUUGAAAACAGUGCACGGAAAACCAGAACUUACGUAUAUGUUGUAUUAGUAGAAAGCCUAAAUGAUGAUUAUGACGAUGCUAAGAACAUUGGUCGUAUGAGGAAGUGGUUUACACUUGAUGAUGCUUGCGCUCAACUUCAGGUACAUAAACCAGUGCAAAUGGCAUAUAUCAGAACUUACAUGAAACGACAAACUGCCGAUUUGAGUCUCACAAAUGAUUCAUUUCAAAAUAUAGAUGAAGCUCAUUUAUUAAACUGUGAAUGUGAUAAAGAUUUAACAAAAUGUGAUCAUGCAUGUCACAUUACAUAUAAUAACAUGACAUUAAAUACAGAUUCAACAAAUGUUCCUGUGCAAUAAUUGUUAUUCUAUAUUCUAUGUUUAUUGACAAGACGCCUAUUUUUCUAUAUUACAUUGUUUUUUUCUCUUUUCAGCAUUGUGACCAUGGUUUCACACAUGCAUAAUAUGACUAUGAGCAAACAUAUUAUGACAUAAAACAUGAUUGAUAAUGCGAGUCAUUCAUGGCUGUAUAUGAUAAGGCCUAAAAUGUGAAUCAAUGCCAUGCUGUUUGAAAAAAUAAUAUAGAUUUAUAUUGAUGAUAAUUCAUGUGAUCUUGACCCAACAUGACCACCCACCUGACCCAAAAUUUGUUUUAUUGUACUUAAGAUAAAUUUUGCCAAUUACAACUUCAAAAUUACUCUAAUAUGUUAUCUAGAGUUUCACUACCAAUUGUGCACACAUUAAAAUGAAAUAUAUCCGAUUUAAUAUAUUUCUUUCCCAAAUCUGUUAGCAAUCAGGAUUGGAGCAAUUGUUUGGGAUAUGUCUCCUGAAAAUACAGGAAUAAUUUCAUAAUUCCCGAUUACAUUAAUAAAAAGAGAGUAAAUGUAUUGAUGGCUAUUUAUAGUUAGGCUAUAUUCAUUUUUUUUCUGUUAGAGGCAUUGCAGGUAAAUUUUAUUAUGGCAACUUUCAUUGCCAUAUGUAGUUUUGAUAUAAAAAAUAUCCUGUCGCUAUUGCUUCAACAGCUUGUGUGAAUGUAUCUUACUGUUCUCUCACUGCUGUAUAUGAUUAAAAAUAUGAUAUACCUGAGGUAUCUGCAUCGAAUAGAGUCGUGUGAGUUUUAUUCAAGUGUCUUAUAAAUGUGAAGAUCCUUUUUGUAAUUUGAAUUCUCUUCUUUGAUCCGUUUCAGUAUAUUAAAAUCACAUACCACCUUUCAUGUUAUUUCUGCCAAUGUAUUAUAAUGUAUGACUCAGUUAAUUGUUACAAUCUCUUGUGUAGUUUAAAAUCGUUAUCAUGUACAAACUUGUUGACCUAAAAUCAGCCUGAAUACUUUUUUUAAUGUAAUAACAAAAGUUGCUGAUAUGCUGUUUAUGUUGUUGCAAAUCAUUCUGCACUAUGUAGUACCAGCAAAGUAUAAAGUAUUGAGAAUUUUCAAUUCUAUCAUUUGGUUUCAUUUUACAAGGUGUAAGUGUGAAUUGUGGGACUGAACGAAAAGCCUACAUUUAGAUGUACGGUAUUAAUGAUAUAUGAAAUAUAAACCUUCGGGGCAGAAGCCACUUGAAUAUAAUAGAAUUUAUCACCGCGGAAAGGCCGAUCUACCGCUAUUUUUGUAAAACAUAAACACUAACAGGUUUAUAAUUAAUGAACACUCUUGGUUUCUAUUCGCCCCACCCACACUAUUACUUGGAGGCCAUUUAGUAUUACUAAUAUGGGUGCUCAUUUCACACUGAUUGGAUCAUGGCACACCUGUUCAAACCAAUGGUGUCAAUAAAGGUCGAUUGGUAUAUUCCACCUACAUGUCGAUUCAAAAUGUUGACGGGGCGUAAUUACAUUUAUAUGAAGAAAUAAGUAGACUAUAUCUAAUAAUGUACCAUAUCAUCUGGCAAUAGUUUAACUACUUUAACUUAUCAAGCCACUCUAUGGAUUUGUUACUGCUCAUUAGGGAGGAAUCUCAUCUUUUAGCUUUCCUCCGGUAUUUGGUAUGGCAAGAAUUUAAUAUUGCCACAAUUUUAUCAUACCGCGAAUACUGCAUACAUAUGGAAAAAUAAACGGCGUAAUGAGGUUAAUCGCAACUGAGCUGACCAAUAUAAUGCAUCGUUGAUGUACCAAUUGUAUCUCAUUGGUUCUACAGAGAGCAUGGAUUUUUGAAAAUAUUUUCGAAAUGAAUCCAUUUAGUUUCUACAUUCUGGAAUCAAGGUAUUAUUUGUUCUCCUUUUUAUGGGGGUAUAUUCGUUGUAACAUGAUUAGAAUUAAUUUGCAUUAUUCCGCCUAAUUGUUAUUGUAUUGAACAUAAAGUUUAAUUUGUUGA